UCAUUGUUUAAUCAUCUUUAUUGCAAUUUAAAUUAAAUUUUGAAAUGGUGACGAUGACAGUAAAAUAUUCAUAUGAUAAUUAGUGUACAUGGUGCAUAAUUUAUUCUUAUCAUGCUAAUUAUAAACAAUAAUGGAAAAUGUAGUCAAAUGACACUUUGGAUUGAAAGGAAGGAUGUUUAGGAAUAGGUCAAUGAUGUGGUACCAGUUGCUCGCUGUACUUCCGUUCUACUGGCUACCCGGUAUUUCCGGCCACGGUCGACUCAUUGACCCUCCAUCAAGGUCAUCAAUGUGGAGAUACGGUUUCAAGAACCCUCCAAACUACGACGAUAACCAACUUUACUGCGGGGGUGUCCAGGUUCAAUAUGAGAGAAAUGGCGGGAAAUGUGGCGUCUGCGGAGAUCCAUGGAAUGGCCCUCGGCCUAAUGAGCCGCCAGGAAAAUAUGCGAACGGAAUAAUUGUGCGAAAAUAUUCCCUAGGAGAAGUAAUCACAGUCGUUAUAGAACUUACAGCCAAUCAUAAAGGCUGGAUGGAAUUUAAAAUAUGUCCCAAUGACGAUCCAACAAAAACUGUGACGCAGGAGUGCUUAGACCGGCAUGUGCUUCCGCUAGCAGAAACUAGAUCUCAAAAAUAUUUUGUCCCUAAUAAAAAUGGAUAUCAAAAACUAAGGAUAAAACUCAUGCUUCCUCAGAAUGUCAAGUGUAAAGCAUGUGUUUUUCAGUGGAUGUACAACGCCGGAAAUAGUUGGGGAACUGAUAAAAUAACCGGAAGAGCUUGCGUCGGCUGCGGAAACCAAGAACAAUUUUACGGUUGCGCAGACAUUGCAAUCGGAUAUGACGACAUUAGUGUAAGUUCCCAUAAGAAACUUCCGGCGGAUGAAGAGGACGAAGAACGUGACGAUUAUGACAAUGUCCCGGAUAUCACACAUUGGCACUGGACUGCCAAGCCCAGUAUAACUCCUGAGUGGAAAACCAGUACUGAUAAACAAAUGCAAACUAUUAGUAAAGGGACACAGUCUUUUAGCUUUAUGCCUGUGAUGAACAACAAUGGAAUGAAUCCAUGUAUGUGUAUUUGUAAAAAAGCGCCUUUGAAAAUGAAAGGUGGCCAAACGGCAGACGGGAUAGAAGCUCAGUUCUUUGAAAAUCUAGACGGACAGGAAAAUCAAGUAUGCAUGUGUAUGUGUCAAAAUAGUGCUAGUAACUAUAGUUUUUCGUUUUUGUUCACAAUAUGUGCCUUUAUAUUAACUCGUGCAUCUAGCCUGGUGUUUUAGUACAAUGUUACAAUGUGUGAAAAAAGAAAGGGUGCCAUAUCACGGCUGCAAGGUCCUCUUCAUAAUAUGAAACGUGUCUAACACGUGCUUAUAUCAUUCGGUUGAUAAGCGUACACGCGCUGUAUGCUGUCUGCGUCUGAUGCUUUACAUCUUGGACAAAGAAAGUAUAUUUUUAAACCAUCACAAAUGCGACCUAUAGAAUUCAAAGUGGAAAUCAUAAUAUAGUAUGUGUUAAACACGUGCUUGGAACGCUAGAUGUUGGUUUUGAGGCAGACCUGUCAGUAUCUGUACAUAUGCCUCUUGACAGAAAGUUAGUCAAAUAUCACAAAUGUGACAUCAUGAUAAAAAGGUGUAUUACAGGAGUAUUUUUAUCAUCACUUGCUGCUAUGUUAAUUCUUGAAAAAAAAACCCAAACAGAACCCACCGAGUUAUAACAAAUGUGAUCUAUUCUUUGCCUUUACGAAAGACGUUCGAGGUCCUGUGACUGGUCAUACGUGUGGAGUCCUAUUUUCUAUGUACAAUCUAUUUGUUUAGCAUAACCGAAAACUUCAUUUUGUUAUAUAUGAUAAUAACUGAUUUAUAUAUUUUACUUGUAUUGCAUGGAUGUACCACCAUAAACGUAUGUCAUAGAUUCAAAUAGCAACUCUCGAAAUUUGACAAUUUACAUAACUUGUUAAGAUAUUUCAUUAAAUUUUUACUAAUUUAGUCGCACGAGAUUUAAAAGUCAGAUCUCU
Ruditapes philippinarum (Manila clam) is the source of this 2001-nucleotide messenger RNA. RefSeq lists its product as uncharacterized. NCBI's taxonomy places the organism in Eukaryota, Metazoa, Mollusca, Bivalvia, Venerida, Veneridae. Bases 173 to 1267 code for a protein of 364 amino acids. The record is from RefSeq and is a predicted model, not a curated record. The transcript is spliced from 3 exons.